Messenger RNA from Topomyia yanbarensis, 2038 nucleotides. RefSeq lists its product as uncharacterized. Gene Ontology annotation, molecular function: 8-oxo-dGDP phosphatase activity. The record is from RefSeq and is a predicted model, not a curated record. NCBI's taxonomy places the organism in Eukaryota, Metazoa, Arthropoda, Insecta, Diptera, Culicidae. The transcript has 4 exons. Bases 162 to 1166 code for a protein of 334 amino acids.
CGGCAGUAUGAUAUUUGGAUUGCGUCGUAAAUGGUGUGGGUAGUUGUGUUGCGAGUGACGUCCCCUUUGACUGUAGAUAGUAGUGAAUAUUAUUUCGACCGAGUGAUUGACUGACUGAUUUGUAUAGCUGCACCAAGAAAGCAACGAUCGUUCCCUGAACGAUGAGUGUAAAUAACACUGGUGACGAGGAGCCGAAGAUGUCAAGACUGUUGAAAUUAGCGCAGAAGUUUAACUGCUUUUAUCUGAAUGGCCUUGUUAAGGGCAAUUGUCGCCCAUUUGUCGUGGACGGGCAGCAGGUUGGUCUUAUCACACAGAACGUAAUGGAGCAAUUACUGAAGUAUCCGGAGGUAUUCUGCGUUAAAAAUGCUGAACCAGGAAAACAGAAAAUCGUCGAGCUUAAUCCGGCCUUCCGGGACUACACCGAACGCUCGGAGCAAAUAGAUAAAGUGCUGCAGGAAUUUCGCUCCGAGGCCGUCUUUGUUGCUCUGAAAGGAUGGCGCAAUGAAUGUUACGAGGUAAAAAGCACAACGGAGUCACUUCUCAAAAUGGACCGCUCGGCAACGUGUCUUUUCGGCGUGCGCAACUAUGGCGUCGAAAUCAACGGCUAUGUUCGGCAUCCGACCAAGGGGCUGUGCAUCUGGCUACAGCAACGUUCGGAUACCAAGCAGACGUGGCCCGGCAAAUGGGACAACAUGGUCAGUGGCGGGCUCUCCGUUGGCUUCGGUAUCUAUCAAACCGCCGUCAAGGAGGCGGCCGAAGAGGCAUCUAUACCGCCGCAUUUGAUUAAGAACCUCGUUUCGGCCGGAUGCGUUUCGUUCUUCUUCGAGAGUGAACGGGGUAUUUUCCCCAAUACGGAGUUUGUGUUCGAUUUAGAACUGCCGGAAGAUUUUGAGCCUGAUAAUAGUGAUGGCGAGGUGCAGAAUUUUCAGCUGCUGCCGGUAAAGGAGUGUUUGGAACGAGUUUUCGCACCGGACUUCAAAACAACGAGUUGCCCGGUCGUGAUCGACUUUAUGAUUCGACAUGGCGUUAUUACUCCAGAAAAUGAGAUCAACUUUACCCAAAUCGUUGAACUUCUGCAUGUUCCAUUACAAUCACUUUACACAUACAGAACAACGAAGGUUAAAAACCUCAAUAAUGGUAAUAGUAUUCAGAAUGGCCGAGUUUAGCUUGCUUGUCAUUUUAACGCGCAAUAUGAUAGCUGCAUUCAAUCGACCAUAGCAAAUACGAAGCUAUAUACCUAUGCAUUCUCAAAAUUAAGGCAAGUUUUUUAUAAAUCAAAAUUGAUUGCAGAUAGGCUAUUUAAACUUAAAUUUAAAUUGUGCUAUGUAGGUGUUCACGUUUUCUAACUCUAAUCAAUAUUCUCUCAAUCUAUGAUACCGCGAAGCAGCAAAAGGUUAAAUGCGUUUGCUAUUACAAUCUGUAUAAUCGAGUUCCGUUUUUACGUAUAGAUCAUCCAUCUAUAUGUGGAUAAAAUUUUAUCUAGGUCAAAUGGCGGUAGAUAAUUUACGAUUUUACAUAAUUAGCAAUAUAUUCCCAGAUCAAACAAUUGAACAACAAACUGAUACACUAUCUAGCCAAUAUAAGACAUUUUGGGUAUUUUCGCUAUGUGAUUUUGAUCUUUGCCAUACUUCCUUAUUGUACUCUUCUUUGUUCCAUUCGUCAACACAUAAAAUGCACCAAAAAAUGAAUUUUUUGUAACUUUAGGUGAGACGCCCGAGGCAGUUUGAGUAAAUUAUAUUAAAAUAGCCGCCAAAACGGCUAUGUUUUACAGAGAUGAUCAUAUUUAUUUAUUUAUUGAUAAUGAAAUGAAAUAAUCAUACCUUAGAAUCACUCCAUGUGUGUUAGUAUACAAUAUUAUUAUUUUCCGGGAUUUAUAUGUCCGUCGCUGUAGUUGUUAAAUAGAUCCUGUAUUCCUCAUAUUUUAUACACAGAAACGUUUUCUUGAGAAGGAAAUGCUGGCAUCUUCUGUUUCAAAUAAUACUCGGUUUAAACUUAUGAAUAAUGCGAUUUGACGGAAAAUACAUUAGCUCUGUUCAAA